Penicillium diatomitis is the source of this 234-nucleotide messenger RNA. RefSeq names its product protein RTM1. The transcript has 2 exons. NCBI's taxonomy places the organism in Eukaryota, Fungi, Ascomycota, Eurotiomycetes, Eurotiales, Aspergillaceae. The record is from RefSeq and is a predicted model, not a curated record. The coding region runs from base 1 to 234 and encodes 77 amino acids. Gene Ontology annotation, cellular component: membrane.
AUGUCUUCCGGACCCGUGGACUAUAGAACUGCAAUCUGGGCGUAUCCAUCCGAAGCGGUAGCCAUCCUCUUUACUAUCUUUUUCGCUACAACGACAUUUAUUCAUUUGUAUCAGCUGAUCCGUCAUCGGACAUGGCUCUUCAUCUCGUUUCUGAUUGGGGGCUUCUGUGAGUUCUCAACCCUACCUGAUGUACUGAAGGAAGUGUGGUUUUCACAGGUGCUAACAGAUCUAUGA